AUGCGCAACACCGUCCUCCCCAAAGUUUAUCGGAAUUACAAAACAGCCCCCGUACUCUUCCUCCCCACCUCUCGCCUACCGUUCGCGUCCUCCGCUCGAGGCCUAGCGCCGGAGCGCGCGCCUGAUCUCCCCGCCUCCUCCUCCCGGCCCCGCGGCCCCGGCUCCCCGGCCCACCUCACGAUCGGGGGACGAGGCGCGAGCAGGAGGGCGAGGGUGCGACGAGAUGCAGAGGGACCGAGGCGUCUCGGCGGCGGCUGGGGGCGCCGGCGAGAGGAAGCGGAUAGGCGAGGCGAUGGACAGGUCCUCCCCGUCGACGUCCUGGGGGUUCUCCGGAGGACGCGAGAGGGACCGGAUCGCCGCCGGGAAGCAGCCGGAGGUGCCCCGCUCCGGCGGCGGAUCCACCGCCAUGUCCAAGGGCAAGCUGUCCGAUGGAGAAUCGGACACUGACAGUGAAGAAUCAGACCUGAGUGGUUCUGAUGGAGAAGAUACAUCGUGGAUUUCAUGGUUCUGUAGCUUGCGGGGCAAUGAGUUCUUCUGUGAAGUUGAUGACGAUUACAUACAAGACGAUUUCAAUCUCUGUGGGCUAAGCGGUCAAGUUCCAUAUUAUGAAUAUGCUCUUGACCUUAUAUUGGAUGUCGAGUCUUCACAUGGUGAUAUGUUCACAGAAGAGCAGAAUGAACUUAUUGAAUCAGCUGCAGAGAUGCUUUAUGGAUUGAUUCAUGUUCGAUAUAUUCUAACAAGUAAAGGGUUGGCUGCAAUGUUGGAUAAAUACAAGAACUAUGACUUUGGCAGAUGUCCAAGAGUGCACUGUAGCGGCCAACCAUGCCUUCCAGUUGGCCAGUCGGACAUUCCUCGUUCUAGUAAUGUGAAAAUUUACUGCCCAAAGUGUGAAGAUCUCUACUAUCCGAGAUCCAAAUAUCAAAGCAACAUUGACGGGGCGUACUUUGGGACAACGUUUCCUCACUUGUUUCUGAUGACCUACCCACAUUUGAAGCCCCAGAAACCGUCACAGCAGUACGUCCCCAAGGUUUUUGGCUUCAAACUUCAUAAGCCAUAACAAGUUUGAAGACUGAAGGCGCAAAAGGUUCAUAGCGGAGUUGUCUGAUAUGUUGCGCUGCACAUCACUUCCAAACUGCCUGUCUGUGCGUGUGGCGCAGUUUAGCACUUAAUUCAGUUGGUGUACCCGUUGUGGCUUCACCAAAACCCACCCGACCCCGGUGGAUCUCCCUCGCCUGACGUUCUAAUUUCAUGCUUGUGGUUUGUUUAGUGUAGUAGGUUCAUAUCCUGUUCUUUAUACAUCUUAUAAUUAUAUUUGAGCUUGGCAGUUGCUAAAAGAAGGCAGUUUGUAACCGUGUUAUGUCUCUGCUGUGUAUUUUUCAUUUUUCUUUUACAUUAGGUUCCUUUGCCAAAAUAUGAUGGUAAUGAUAUUCUGAAACAUUUGAUCCGGCAA
This is a messenger RNA of Hordeum vulgare subsp. vulgare (domesticated barley), 1450 nucleotides long. Its product is annotated as casein kinase II subunit beta-1-like. Gene Ontology annotation, cellular component: protein kinase CK2 complex; cytoplasm. NCBI's taxonomy places the organism in Eukaryota, Viridiplantae, Streptophyta, Magnoliopsida, Poales, Poaceae. Gene Ontology annotation, molecular function: protein kinase regulator activity. The transcript has 5 exons. The record is from RefSeq and is a predicted model, not a curated record. Bases 224 to 1057 code for a protein of 277 amino acids.